AUUGCAAAAAGCAAAAGUUGAGAAUAUCAUAGCAUUAAAGUUACUUGAAUUGGCGGGAAACAGGAUUUUACAUCUUGUUCAAUUUUUUGUAGCUGUGUGUUUUUAUUUUAGUGUUUUGAUUUUUUUUGAAAUAUAUAGCUAUAUUGUAAUUAUUAGAUUGCUUCUUUCUCUUUUGAUGAAAGAGGAAAAUUUUCAUGAUUGUCUUCGCCAAGUCAAUAAUUGCAAUAGCUAGAGACGUGCAGAGUGAGGAAGUGGUUUAGUCUUAGCAUAGGAACUGCUCUCACAAUGGGUGUUGUGCAGAGUCUUGAAGGAGGGAAAAAGAUGGAGUCAAAAGCAUUUGAGAGCAGUGUACCGAGCGGUGCCUACCGUGUACAAGUUGCUUCGAUAAUCCACCCGGCAGCUUUCUGGGUGGUGGACCCAGCGGGCCCCGACUCGGGCAGAGCCAAGGUCCACGACUUGGAGAGGAGAUUGGCAAAAGCUGUGAGGAGCAAUGAGAGGAUUACCACCGAUGUCAAUCGUUGGGUGGCCAUCAAGAACCCGAACACGGGCGCGUGGCACAGGGGCCUGGUCAACAACAUCGUGCAGCUGCGCGACAAGUACGUGUACGUGGUGUUCCUGGCGGACCACGGCACCUGCCUGCAGGUGGAGGUGGACUCCCUGGCGGAGCUGUCCAGGAGCUUCCUCAGAGGCACCUUCCAGGCCUUCGAGGUCGUGUUGGACGCCCUCGAGCCGCGGCCGCCGGACCACGGCACCGGUGCAGCCAGGUGGCCUGAGGAAGCUUUGGCAUAUGUGUCUCAACUCCUGGAUACGGUUAUUUACACAUAUUUUGUUCCCAUUAAUGUGUCUGGGAACAAGAUUUAUGGAGAGCUGUAUUUGCAGGAUGGCACAGACUGCAAGAGCUUAUCAGUUUUGCUCUGCAGUAAUGGCUAUGCAAAAAGAUGUUGCAGUGUCUGGAAAAGUGGUGAGGUGGAAAAUGAAACUGGAAGUUUGGUGAAUAGCACUGAAAAUGUGGAAAAUUCUGUUGAAGUUGAUGAUGGCUAUAUCAGUAACUACUACAUUCGAAAAGAAAAAAAAAAUGUAAAGACAAAUAAGAAACCAAAGAGUGAGCUCACAAAGUCAUGUAUGAAAGAGCCUGAGUUUGCAAACUUAGCCAAAACAAAAGUUGUGGCAACCAAGCCUGCCCUGCUUGAAGUAUGGAAACAGUCGCCAAACAAAAGUGGCUCAUUGCUGGAGUCUGUGGAAGAGUUGAUGAAGAAAGAGAACUUCCUGGUGAGUUCUAGUCCAUUCAGUUCCCAACGCCAGAACAUCAGCCUUCGACCAGCCAGUGACAAUAGAGGCGCGCUGGACAAGAAUGCCAGUGCUAUGUAUGAAGACAGGAAAUGUAGACAAGAUGAACCAGAAAGUAAAGAUAAUGGAAGGACAGACAAAGCUUCAUCUUCUGGUAACAUGAAUGUUGACACCAACACUGGCAUCAAGGGUGAAACCAGUGUUCUCAUAAAUGCUGACCCUGACCCUAGUAUUAGCAACAAAGCUGAAUCUAAUGUUGAUUCUUCAACUAAAGAUUUGAAAGCUGAUGAAGAUGAAAGAAUUCUGGAUCACCUGAAGAAAAUGGAAAUGUUUGGUCAUUUUGAUGGAAACAGAAGUUUCAGCUCGGAGCAGGCCACGCUCUGCAAGAUCACGGAUACCUUCCGUAGCCGGUUCGACACGUUCCAGCUGAGAGACAACUUGGACAUGAGGCGGGUGCUGGUCCACAGCCAUGUGCCGCUGGAGCCUGCCGAGAGCAUCAAGGACGCUUGCUUUCCACUACAAAUACACAAAGCUAUGGAGAAGCUUAACUUCAAGACUGCAUUCAACAUCCAGUUGCAUGCUUGGGCAGCCAUCAUGGAAGGGCGCAAUACCUUUGUGGUGGGCCCCGCUAACUCUGGGAAGACCCUGUCAUAUGUUUUGCCUCUGCUGAGUAAGUGUAUGUCUGGGACUGCUUUCCAAGAGGUGAAGACGGGCAACGCGCCUAAUGUUCUGGUGCUGUGCCCUGGCUACGAGACUGCUCGCUUUGUGUACUAUGUGUGCUCAAAAAUUUUGCAGCUAGCAGGAAUUUGCCACGUGGACAUAGUCUUGACUCAUGGAGGUGGUGCUGAAACCGAGGUGAUGACACAGUUACUGAAUGGGUGUCACAUCCUUAUUUCAACACCUCGCUGUUGGUUGCGGCUGUACCAGCGCUCACAGCUGCUCACCAACCUCAGCCGCUUGUAUUACCUUGUGCUGGAAGAUGCUGAUGAACUGUUUAGCAAGUUUCCAGAGGUGAAGCAUAUUGUCCAGCUGUGUAAGAAAGUUUCGAGUAUCCAAAACCGGGACAUUGUGACGGUGUGUGUUAGCGAGACAUGGACCAGGCAUGUGGGAUCUCUGGCUGCCGGAAUGGAGGAGAAUGCUUGUGUGUGUAUUGGAUCCUGCCUGGAAGCUGCCAUUUAUGCAAAGUUGCAACCAAACCUCCAUUUUGUUGCUGCAGAAGACAAGGAUAAGAAAGUUAUAAGGAUCCUGAAGGCCAGCUACACUCUGCAGAGAACAGUAGUUGUCUGUCUGACAAGGCACGAGGUGGAGCACCUCACAACUGUGCUGGAGAAAGCCAACAUGAAAGUGCUGCAAGCCCAUGAGGAAAUGCCGAACUACGACCUGGGCGAAAUUCGUACUCGGUGGCUACAGUCGAGGCGUGGCAACUUCCCAGUUCUGGUCUGCUCCGACGAUGUCCUCUUGGAGAUGAACGUUACUGAUGCGACUGCCCUCGUACAUUACAACCUGCCGAGCAGCUCCAAGACGCAGUUCGGGUUCCGCUUCUCCUGUCUCAUGAGCAACUUCCGCAGCAUCUUCAGCAAUGCUGAUAUAAUGAAUCUGGACUGCUCAGUUCACAUACUUGUGGAGAGUUCAGAUGUGCAGCCAUUUGCAACACUCGUCAAUUUCUUGAGAAGGCUGGGUGGCGUCCUUUCACCUGAAAUUGAGGCCAAGUAUACAGAAAUAUUAAAAGUUAGAGAACAGCAGAAAGUAUCCAGCUCAGUUUGCCACAGUCUGAAGGCAUUCGGGUCUUGUUGGAGGAUGCUGAAGUGUCCAAACCGCCAUUUCUUUGACAGAAUUCUUGACCAAACUGCAACUCUUCCUGGAGAUGGGCACGUGAAGGUGAAGGUUGUACACGUGCACACGGCCAACUAUUUUUCUGUCCGGCUGCUGGAACACUGGAGUAGUGAUGGAACUAGAACAGUUGUGGAGAACCAACUUUUAAGCAUGGCGUUCAAGCUUCACCAGCUGUUCUCGGACUUGGAAAACAGAGUCCAGGUGGCUAACCCUACAGAAGGCAAGGUUUAUGCAAUAUCAUCAGGUGGUUAUCAUCGAGUUGUUUGUGAAAAAAUCCAAAAAAAUGAGGUGGUAGUGAAAUUUAUUGAUGAAGGAGCUGUGAAAACUUGCAAGGUGUACGACCUGAUGCCUCUCCCGGAGGAGCUGCGGUGUGUGCCGCCGCAGGUGGUGGAGGUGGUGGUGUGCGGGAUGGCCCCUCCUGACGACGACACCACCUGGAGCAUGCUGGCCACGCAGGCUGCUUUCGACUGGGUGUCGGAGAUGGCCGACAACGAAGAUUCAGGAGUUUAUUUGGCCGGCAAGGUUGUCCUUUCCUUGGGACGAACUAUGUGGCUGAGCCCUUUGAUGGGUCGCCAGAAUUUAGCAGACAUCAAGACAGACAUAUUUGUCUCGUCACUGAAGAAAGAGUUGGUUCAAGGUGGCUUCGCAGUUCCAAACCCGGGUCAUGUUGACAAACUCUACAAGUUGUGCGAGGAAGCAGAAAUCUUCAAAGUGUUUGAUCUGACAGCUAUGCCACACACUGCAACAGAAGAUGAUGACGGGAGCUCAGUCUGUGAGCAGUCGCUAGACAGACGAGCACACCAGGAUACGCUGAAGGAACCCAAAGACUGCCAGCGACCAAGUGGAGUUGCCGAAACACCGCCGAAGCGAGACGGCUCUCCGGACAGAGGAGUGUCGGAGCAAUCGGCGGACAGUCAGACACACCAGGAGCCUGUGAAGAAACCCAGAGACUGCCAGCGACCAAGUGGAGUUGUUGAGGCAGGGCCCAAUGCACCGGCAAAGCGAGACAGCUCUCUGGACAGUGGAGUGUCCGAGCAGUCGGCGGUGCCGGUGUGGGAGUCGUUGCCCGCUGACGUCUGUGAGGUGGAGCUGAGCUUGGUCUCGCCUGGAGAGUUCUAUGUGCAGAAGAAACAGAACUCUGAACAGCUAGAGGAACUGACAAUUGAGAUACAAAACUACAUUGCUAAUCACCGUGAAUCUGUGACCGCACAGCCAGGACUUUACUGUCUUGGAAAAUGGCCAGUUGACAAUCUGUGGUAUAGAGCAAAAGUAGUAGAGCUGUUUGAAGAUGGUCGCAUUGAGCUGUUCUCUGUUGAUUUGGGAGAUUUUAUUGUUGUUAGCUGUAAUGAAGUUGCUGUUUUGCCUCAGACAUUAUUGACCAAACUGUCAUUCCAGGCAAUUGAGUGUGAACUGGCAUCAGUUAAAUCCCCCCAUGGCAACAUUUGGGAAGACUGGAUUAAGGAGGAAUUUUACAACUUGGCAAGUGAAGAGUUUAACUGGUCUGUUGAGGUACUGGCCCGAUCAGAGCCGUCCACGACAGGAGGUAUGAAGCACAGCGUGAGGCUGACAGGUGUCAACGAACACGGCUGUGUGGACGUGAACCAAGAGCUCCUCAACUUUGGCCAUGCGUCUGCGGCUGACUCAGAUUUUGAUGAUUCUGAUGUUGAGUUCACGGAGGAAGAAGCACUCGAGAUGCUACGAAAGUUCCAUGGUGCUCCACCAGCUCCAGUGUCUGAAUCAAAUAAAAUAGUGGAACUGGGGGACGGCGAGUCCGCGUCACGCCCCACUCACCCUGGCGAGGUGAUGCCGCCGCUGGCGUCGUGCGCCAGAACUCCGCGGCUCAGCUGGCACCAGGACGCUCACUGGGUGUGCUUCGAGGUGCGGACGCCGGGCGCCGACAGCUGCAGUGUGCGCUGCUCACGCACCCACUUACAGUUCAGGGCUGCUGUUUCUGACGUCUACUACAUCAGCCUGGACCUGUGUGGUGUCAUCGAACCACAGGAGUCGCUGUGUGCCCAAAUAGUUGGUGGUUACCAUUUGAAGUUGAGAAAGCAGACUGCAGGUUUCAAGUGGCCGUACCUAGUCAUUCCAGAAAAAAAUGUUAUCAAAGCAAAGUGGAGUUUGGAUCACAUUGAUGUCCCUGAGGAAACAGAUGGGAUUUUUUCAGAAUCAAAAGCUGGAUUUCUGCCACGAGGCUCCAAGUCUGAUGAGAGCGACAAGGAAGAGGACCUCUUUUCAGAUGUGGACGAAGCCGUGGAUUAGCGGCCCUCUGUUCGCUCGAGAUUGCUGCUGACAACAUUGCAUUCUGGCAUCAUACCAUACUUUGUAAUUGCAGAGCUGCCAACCAUUACGGAUUUUCCGUAAUUAUUACGGAUUUUAACCCCGAAUUACGGAAUUACGGAACAUCGCUAGUUUAUUACGGAAACGAGGCUUUGUGCUGCAUGGUAACGGAAAAAUUUACGUUUCUGCUGUGCGUGUUUCGUGAACGCUGUUUGAAUACUUCGGUUGGUUGCUCAAAUAACGGAACUAGUAAGUGUGCGCAUGUACGAUGUACUGUCGAAAUAAGUAAAUUAAUUCUCGUGUUUUCAAAUAAUAAUGGGAUGGUAUUACGUCCGUUGUACGAUACAACUAGUACAUAUCCUCGGACUUAUCGUUUGAAGGCUACUUACAUCACGAUAAUUUUUGUACGGUACUUUGGCUAACCUGUGUUGUAUUAAUUUAUUUCUUGAAAGCCAUUUUUUUCAUCAUAGUGUUUUUGUCCGGUUUUUGUCGUGUCUACAGACGUGAAAAUUUUUUUAUUUUUUUCGAUAGUGUUGUGUUCUUCAGUGCCGGUUGUAGAAAUGAAGCGUGUGACAGAAUAAUGUGCAUCUGUGGGAAAAAACACGCAAGACUUCAGAACUUUCCACUUAAAUAUUCAAAAGAAUGGCCAUGAUUGUCGUUUUCAAAUGUUUGGAACGCCACGGUUUUGUAAUGUAUGCGCGUGUGACUUUUCGAUUGCACAUGGUGAAAGGGAUGACUGUAGACGGCAUAUUGAAUCAAAGAAACAUGCAGAACAUUUUAAAGCCGUGACUAGCAAUAAAUCUAUAUUUUCGUUUUUUCGCUACAUCUGAAGAAACGAAAGUAACGAACGCAGUUAUUGUUUACAAGUCCUUGUGUUUGUCUUGUUUGUUUACAUGACAUUUCUUAUCGAACCAGGAUAAAAGAAGCAAAUAAAAAGACAGUUGUUUUAAAGUUUAACUUUGAAUACAUUGAAUUGAAGAUUCAAAAUAUCCAGUAAAAUUAUUAAUAUUUCUUACAUAUUCAGAUGAUUGUAUUGUUCAAAUAGAUUUUUUUAUGUAUUAAUUUGCAUUGUAUUCAUAUUUUUCUUUUUCUUUUGCAUAUUAUUGUCGUUGUUUUAUCUUGUGAGUGUGUUAUAAUGCCCCAGGAAAAAUUUAUCGUGCAUGAUUUACGCGUACUUUUUUCAUAUACCUAAUUGCCAUUACUGAUGGGUGUGAUUUGAGGUUGGCAGCUCUGUAAUUGUGUUUCCUCUCUGGAGAUGCAAGAGUCGUAUGUUAUUCAAAGUGACAUUUAAAAUGUGCUAAGCUAGAAUGCCAAUAAGAUUUUUUCAACUUGUGUCGCUUGUGUAUUCUAGAAUAUAUAUUUUUUUUCCUAUAUUUGAGACAUAAAUUAUCUUUUUGUGUAUAUGAGAUCAUAACAUGUUAAACAGGCUUUUUAUUUUAAACAGGUGUAGCCUGUAUAACUAUGGGCAGUAAAAAAUUAGCACAUUGCUAUGGAUACAAUUUUUUUGAUAACUUGCACUCGGAAUUCUUUUUCCUUGCUAAUUUUCAAUCUAAAUGUUUUUUUCAGCUACAUUAUAUUAAUAUUUUGUUCAUUUUUAAAAAUUCCUUUAUUAAAUUCCCUAAAAUACAAAACUUUAACACGUUUGUUAAUUGUGUUACAAAAUGUAUCAUUUCAGACAUAGAUGUGACCUGACUCACCUCUCCAUUCAAAAAUCCUAUAUUUACCAUAUAUUUGUACUUUGCAGAUUGUCUGCGACACAUAGGUGUGUACAAUUUCAUUUCUGUGAAAUGUAAGUUUUGUCACUAAGGCUUACUGGCACAUCAGUUAAUACACAAACUGUGUUGACUUGCAUUAUUUAGUGGAGUGCAAAUUAAACCACAGCAACACUAAACCCAAAUAUUUAACACAUGACAACAUAUGAUUGUCUGGGGAGACAAUAAUAACAAGGACCUAGCCCGUCUCCGCCGAGGACGAGUGUAGAACCUGGAACGAGUAAUGCAAAUGCGGAGUUGUACGAGUAUAGUUUUUGUAUAGUAUAGUACAUCGUACAUGUAUAGUUUUUGUGACUAGCGUGCUGCGUGCUAUUUCCAUCAUGAGUGUGUAAUGUGGCCAAGUUGUGCUUCUAAGAUAACUUUAAAAUAUUUGUCUAAUCCAAUAAAUUCAUCAUUUAAUAUUUUCUGGCAUGUUGAAAUACCAGUUUUUAUUUAAGUAAAAUAAACAUUUAAAUUUUUUGUAUUUUUUUUUACAAAACUAUAAUAGUGUUAUGUAUGAGUUUGAGGAUUAUUUUUCCAGUUUCUAUAGGUAGCACUCAGAGAAUUUGAAUAGAUUUUUGGUGCUGAACUGCUAAUGUUUUCUGUUAUUAAUCAUGUUAUAAUAAAAAAUAAAAAAAAUAUAUUUUUUUUUGUGGGUUUGCCUCAUUAAGAAUUAAAACUGUAAAAUACAGAAGACGUGUGACAACUGUGCAUUUCUUGUGUUUUUAUGACAGUAGUUAGGUUGGCUCACUGAGCACUGUUCUCAGCAUUUGUGAAUUCACAUAUUUGCAAGCAAUCAGUGCAGCAAGUGUGUGUGGAAGGCUGUGGGGAGUGUGCCUUACUGUAAGGCGAAGUGUAAGGGAAAUAUUAGUUAGCUAGCAGCAACAUAUGAGAACAUUGUUUUAAAUGUAUUGUAACAUUUAUUUUGGUACUUUUCAAGUUUAGAAUACUACUAGUUAUGUUUUGUUGUUAAUGUCAAUAGCAUAAUUUUAUAUGACAUGUUUAUUGUUUAUGCAUUUGUAUGUAAAUGGGGGUGUUUGUGUGUGCUAUAGACAUACCAUACCAAUGGUUUGAUUUGUAAUAUUGGAUAUUUGAGAAAUUGUUUUGUAUAAUUAAAGUUGUGCAUGACCACAUGGUGCUACCUGCAA
Bacillus rossius redtenbacheri is the source of this 8299-nucleotide messenger RNA. RefSeq names its product putative ATP-dependent RNA helicase TDRD12. Gene Ontology annotation, molecular function: nucleic acid binding; ATP binding. Bases 286 to 5382 code for a protein of 1698 amino acids. Gene Ontology annotation, biological process: germ-line stem cell division. The record is from RefSeq and is a predicted model, not a curated record. The transcript is spliced from 31 exons. NCBI's taxonomy places the organism in Eukaryota, Metazoa, Arthropoda, Insecta, Phasmatodea, Bacillidae.